Messenger RNA from Plasmodium knowlesi strain H, 2340 nucleotides. RefSeq names its product cGMP-specific 3',5'-cyclic phosphodiesterase gamma, putative. The transcript has 9 exons. Gene Ontology annotation, molecular function: 3',5'-cyclic-nucleotide phosphodiesterase activity. Bases 1 to 2340 code for a protein of 779 amino acids. The record is from RefSeq and is a predicted model, not a curated record. NCBI's taxonomy places the organism in Eukaryota, Apicomplexa, Aconoidasida, Haemosporida, Plasmodiidae. Gene Ontology annotation, biological process: signal transduction.
AUGAUAGAUUAUAGUAAAGAAAAGUAUAACAGGAAUGAAACAAUUAGAAAGGCCUUUUCUCUUUUUUCGUUUCCCAGUAAUGAAGAAGAAAAGGUUAUUAAUUUUUGGCCCCUUAAAUUUAAGAAUAAGGAAGAGGAGUUGGCAUAUAUUGCAAAACUAUGUGAUAAUAUACAAAAGAAGAAAUUCGUUUCUCUGAUUUCGCAUUUGAGCUCUCUCUUGCUUAUGUACUCCAUUUGUUUAGUCGUUGGCAAGAUUAAUGAUUUAUUUUCUACCCUAAAAUGGACUUUCACAUUUUUACACAUCUUCGCCGCAGUCAACGUGGUGUUAACCCUAAUGCUGCACCACACACAUUACGUGGAGAGGUUUAAAACCAUCAGGGCCAAGCUUUUUAUUUCUUACACGAUUUCUGUACUCAUCCUGUGGUGUUCUUGGCUAUUCAUUCUAUUCAACGACGUCAAAGACCACCUACCAACGGUUGUAAUUGUGAACAACUUCCUCUACGCAACCUAUACCCACAACAAAAUCAACAUCGUCCUGUGCUUCUAUGCAUACCUCCCAGUCCUGUAUUUGAUAACGAUAAUACCAUGCAGAAUAUGCUAUUCCUGCGUUUUCGAUGUCCUGUUCUUCAUGAUGAAGGUGUCGAUUUAUUCCGUGUACUACAUCAUAACGAUGAAGAAUUAUGUCCUUACAGAUAACAUUUUUAUGAUAGCCUCAUCUCUGGUAGGAAGCAUUUUCAUAUUCGUGAUACGAUACAUCAUUGAAAUUCAAAGAAGACUUGCAUUUAAUAAUUGGAACAAGCAGACGAAGCAGAUUAUUAAACUAAAAAUAAACUUGAAGGAGGAGAAAGAUAGACCGUCUGUGACCAACAUCGAGGAAAUCUAUGACAUAAUUAAUGAUUCCAUUGGAAAUUACUAUGAUUCAAAUGCACCCUCGAAAGAAAAAGAUUAUGCCAUCAUGAACAACUUAAAAAAAAUUUUAAAUAUUCUCAAGGAGGACAACUUAUUUUCGCCAGAUUUAAGGACGAUAAACAAGAAGAAUUACAACCACAUCUAUGGCUACAUGAUGGACAUAAAAAAAAAUAAGCAGCGAUCGGGUGGUAAGGGUGAACCGAAAGAGCAAGACAACGAAACACACACAGAAGAUGGGGUUAACGAAGGUGCGGAAGAGUCUGAAACGGAAUCAUUGGUAGAAUCGAUGUCCGAUAUGGGGAAAAAACAGGAACUGGAUUUGCUAUCCACAAGGUUGUCAAAAAAGGAAGAGAUUAAAUUGGACCAAGGCGACUUUGACAUAAACGUGCGUUCAGGAGAUGUAGCCGCCAGAAUAUACAACACCAAAUUUUUGAACACAGACACACCCAAUGAUAACAUUUUUACACAACUGGGAAUGAAUUUAUUGACCAAAUGCUACACCGCAAAUCACAACGUGCCAAAUGAAACCCUACAUUCGCUGAUUUGUGAAAUGAAAGAGGGAUAUAACAACGUUCCUUAUCAUAACUGUAUUCAUGCAGCCAUGGUAGCAGAAAAUUGCAAUAUGCUCGUGAACAAUCUGGACACAGUGAAUAUUUUGCGAGAUAACGAAAUGGCUGCUUUCCUUUUGGCCGCCUUAGGGCAUGACAUUGGCCACUUUGGGAGAACAAAUCUCUUUCUCAAAAAUUCAAGCAAUUUCUUAAGCGUAAUAUAUAACGAUAAGUCCAUUUUGGAGAAUUAUCACUGCUCCUAUUUAUUUCACAUUCUUUUUAAGGACCAAAAUAACAUUUUCAAAAAUGAAAGCGCCAAAACUAUGCUCAACUUGAGGCAAGAAAUUAUACAAGUAAUUCUCGCAACGGAUAUGAGCAAACAUAUAAAAAUUUUGGCUCAGUUCCGUAUAAAAUCCAUUAAAAUUAGAUCAUACAUAGAAAAAAAUAUUAUCCUAUGUUUGAAGAUGAUAAUAAAGGCUGCUGAUUUGUCUCACAAUUGUGUAGACUGGAGUGAACAUUAUUUGUGGGUCAAAAGAUUAGUAAACGAAUUUUACCACGAAGGAGACGAACAGUUGGAAAAAGGAUAUCAAAUUAAUCCUCUCUUUGAUCGGAAUUCGCAUGAUAAUUUUAUAAAAAUCCAAAGAACUUUCUUAAAGGAAUUAGUUUUCCCCUUAAUUAUUUCUCUAAAAAGUUUGGACAGAACUUCCAUCACACAAUUUAUGAUGGAUAAGGUUAAACGUAAUUAUUCCAAAUGGAAAAAAAUUGAAAAAAACCCUUCCAAAAGGAAGAAAUACUUAAACGAAUUGAUAAGUAAUAUUCCAGAUUCGUGGAAAAAGUUGUAUCAUCCUAAUUUAGACAUUUACCAGUUGCAGAAAUGUACGUGA